AUGGCUGAUACACAGCCGCCGCCGAACACCGCCGCAGCAAACGUCGCCGCUUCCGUUCCUUCAAAGGAGCAUUUCCGCACAAGAUGCUGCUACUGUCUCUGCAAAACCUUGUGGAUCUUUCUGGUCCUCGUUAUCGUCCUCGUCAUGCUCGUGAUUUUGGUUUUAUACAUCAUCAUCACACCCCGCUCCUUCAGAUUCCACGUCACUGACACUACCCUCACACAAUUCGAUUACGCUGCCAACUCCACCCUUCGCUACAACCUCGUACUCAACAUCACAGCAAGCAACCCUAACAAGAAGCUCAAGAUCUACUACGACGUCGUUCAGGCCAACGCGUUCUACGGCGGCGUUAGGUUUUCCACCACCGACAUCAACAUGCCUUGGAAUUCCUACCUUCAGGACAAGAAGGGCACUAACCUUUUCAGCGCGGUUUUCUCGGGACAACGUGUGAUGGUGUUGGAUAGGGACGAGGUUUCUGAGUUUGAUGAAGAUAACAAGAAUGGGGUGUUUCCUAUAGAUGUUAUGAUUCGUUUCACCAUUAGGUUCAGGCUAGAAGCUUUUCAGUUUGGGUAUUACUAUCCUAGAGGCAUGUGUGAACUCAAAGUUCCUUUGACUUCUAAGGGGGAAAAGGUGGUUCCGUUUAAGGUCACCAAGUGUCGAAUUGAUUUCUGA
Molecule: messenger RNA, 672 nt
Organism: Vigna angularis (adzuki bean)
Lineage: Eukaryota; Viridiplantae; Streptophyta; Magnoliopsida; Fabales; Fabaceae
Product: NDR1/HIN1-like protein 3
Exons: 1
Coding region: 1-672 (223 amino acids)
Cellular component (GO): plasma membrane
Source: RefSeq, a predicted model, not a curated record